GUUGUGCGAGCGGAAGGCAGCAACAGAAGGUACUUUGUGCUUCGUCCUUCGAAAAAAAACCAAAAAACAAAUCAGAGAACCGCUUUGACGAGUCGCAAAACGACGACUGAUGGCAGGCCGGCUAGUCAGUUUGCUCUUCUUCGUUCUUCUUGUAUAUCUGGCACGAUUGCUGCAACGUAACCGCGAGGCGCUGAAGGCUGCGUCGUAAUUCAAUUCCCGCGGCACAUCUCGACAAGUUCUUCGCACGGGAACUCCGAACGACCAAAACCGCCAAGAUGAUGAAGGUUAAGCAGCAGCAAGGCCUCGUGGCCGAUCUCAUGCCCAACAUAAGGAUCAUGAAGAUCUUCGGCCACUUUGUAUUCAAUUAUUACGACGACAGUUCGUCCAAGUACUUGCAUAAAGUGUACUGCUGCGUGAACUUGUUUUUGUUGCUUCUGCAAUUCGGUCUGUGCGGCGUGAAUCUGAUAAUCGAAAGCGCCGAUGUCGACGAUCUCACGGCCAACACGAUCACGAUGCUCUUCUUCACGCACAGCAUCGUCAAGGUCGUUUACUUCGCCAUCAGGAGCAAGUACUUCUACAGAACCUGGGCGAUAUGGAACAAUCCGAAUUCACAUCCGCUCUUUGCCGAGAGCAACGCCAGAUAUCACGCGAUCGCCAUCAAGAAGAUGAGGCUGUUGCUGUUUCUGGUCGGUGCCACCACCGUUCUAACCGCGGUCGCCUGGACCGUUCUCACUUUCUUCGAGGAACCGGUCAGGAAGAUAGUCGACCCGGUCACGAACGAGACCACAAUUAUCGAGCUGCCUAAACUGCUGAUCCGUUCGUUCUAUCCGUUUGACGCCAGCAAGGGAGUUAUGCACGUGAUAGCGCUAAUAUACCAAUUCUACUGGGUCCUCUUCAUGUUGAUUAACGCCAAUUCCCUCGACGUGCUCUUCUGCUCGUGGCUUCUGUUUGCCUGCGAGCAGCUUCAACAUCUCAAGCAAAUUAUGAAACCUCUCAUGGAGCUGAGCGCGACUCUGGACACGGUGGUACCGAACAGCAGCGAACUGUUUAAGGCUGGUAGCGCGGAUCAUCUUCGCGAAUCGGAGAACACUCAGAUCCCGCCGCCGCCGCCUCAGGGCGAGAGCAUGCUGGAUCUGGAUCUUCGCAACGUGUACAGCAAUCGGCAGGACUUCACGGCGACCUUCCGGCCGACCGCCGGCAUGACUUUCAACGGCGGCGUGGGCCCGAACGGAUUGACGAAGAAGCAAGAAAUGCUGGUCAGGAGCGCCAUCAAGUACUGGGUCGAGAGACACAAACACAUUGUCAGAUUGGUCACCGCCGUGGGAGACGCUUACGGAUUCGCGCUUUUGCUUCAUAUGCUGACAACGACCAUCACUUUGACCCUGCUCGCUUAUCAAGCGACAAAGGUGAACGGUAUAAACGUUUACGCGGCCUCUACGAUCGGCUACAUCCUCUACACGUUCGGCCAGGUCUUUUUGUUCUGCAUAUUUGGAAAUCGUCUGAUAGAAGAGAGCACGUCGGUGAUGGAGGCGGCUUAUUCCUGUCACUGGUACGACGGAUCGGAGGAGGCCAAGACCUUUGUUCAGAUUGUGUGCCAGCAGUGUCAGAAAGCAAUGUCAAUAUCGGGGGCGAAAUUCUUUACGGUCUCUUUGGAUCUGUUCGCUUCGGUACUGGGAGCGGUGGUCACUUACUUCAUGGUGUUGGUGCAACUGAAGUGAACCAUUCAAUUGUACGCGUUUCAAAGGCGAACGCCGUCUCGCAUAUAUAUAUAUAUAUAUAUUGCACACGGUGCAAAAGUAUAUUUUUUAAAAUAACAUUUACGAGGGAACCAACGCAGAAACAUUCGACUCGAAAUCCUCGGUAAAAAAAAAAAAAAAAAAAAAAGUUCUCGUGGACGCGUAGAAAAAUAUAUAUCGAGAAUCGUGAAACGCGCAAACGUACGGAAAGAUCGCAAGAGAGAUUGUGUAUCAAAAUUUUAUGAGAAUUAAAAUAUACAGUACGAGAUAAAAAACAAAUUAAUCGAAGUUGUGUGUAAACGAAAAAAAAAAAACAUUAAUUGAAUUAUUAUCGAUGGGAUGAAAAAAGUAAAACUACGUUUCCAUACGUCGAAACGUUAACUUUUCAACGCUUUAAUAUUUCUAUUUUUUUUUUUUUCACACCUAUUGCGCAUAUAUUAGUAGCACAGAGUCAAAGAAACAAUUACAAUUUAUAUAAAAGCACUCGUCGCGCGCGAUUUAUUUCUUUCACGUUAUAUUAGUUGCGACGUAUAUAAAGUCGCUAUACUCGCGGGGAAGACAUACGCUGAUAUUCAUUUUGCUUGUACACGUGUUCUGAUGUAUGACGAUCGAUAUUUAAAUUAACAAACACAUUAUUCUCAAGUCCAAUCAAGUCGUUCGCUACUUUAUUACAGGAUCUCGAACGUGUUCUUACAUUUUUCAAACUUUCGCGUCGCGAACGACGAAAAACAAACAAAACGUGUGUGUAUCAAUUAACGUUCGGGAGAGAAAAUGUAACGUGUGUAAAUAAGGUAAUUAUAUAUUUUUUAGUAGAACAGAGUGUGUGUAACGCGGCGCUGGAACUAUUAUAUAAUAAUUUAUUUAAAUUACACGAGACGAUAGAGCACGCUUUAUCGUUGUCACACAAUCAACAAUGGUUACAUGUAUUUUUGUAAACGCGUUUUGAACACGCACGGCGAUCUUUUAAAAAAUUUCAAUUCACAUUUCUCUCAAUUAAACAAUGAAUUUACAUUAUUGUUGUUAGACGCGCUACCGGCUUUUUAUUUCACGGAUGUUUACAGCUUGUUAGAUAAUUUACAUUAAUUUUUCACUUUCCUUCUUCUUUUUCUCUAAGUGUCUGUUAUUAAGUAAAACUUCAUACUGUAUUGUGGCACAGAUAGCACACACACACACACACAUAUAUAAUACCGAUCUAAUAGCGUUAUCUGACCCUCCGGUAGAGAUGAAACUACACACACACACACACACACAUCCAAGGAAAAGAGACACUUAACUUCUUAUCUUAUUCCUGUCUCACGCACCAACCGAAGAAUUCGAGUAACGAAGUUUGUCCGUCACCGAUUAGGAAUUGAUAAGAUAAAUAGCUUCAAAUCCGUCCUGAUAGAGAGAGAGAAAAAUAGAUAUCUAGUCUCGUUGUUUCUCGUUGAGAAAAGAAACACGAUCGAUACGUGGUGUGCGUCAAUUAUUAUAUAUACGAUUACCUAAUUAUACAAUUUAUCGAACAAUUAGACUUGAAUAAAUAUAAGGUGUGAAACGUAUAUAUAUAUAUUUUCGUUACACGUAACCACACGUUGUUUGAUGAAACAAGCGUGUACUAACUGAUGUAUACCUCGUUUUAUAUAUAUAUAUAU
Messenger RNA from Pseudomyrmex gracilis, 3367 nucleotides. RefSeq names its product odorant receptor coreceptor (gene Orco). Gene Ontology annotation, molecular function: olfactory receptor activity; odorant binding. Gene Ontology annotation, cellular component: plasma membrane. The transcript is spliced from 9 exons. NCBI's taxonomy places the organism in Eukaryota, Metazoa, Arthropoda, Insecta, Hymenoptera, Formicidae. Gene Ontology annotation, biological process: detection of chemical stimulus involved in sensory perception of smell; sensory perception of smell. The record is from RefSeq and is a predicted model, not a curated record. Bases 276 to 1718 code for a protein of 480 amino acids.